This is a messenger RNA of Trachymyrmex septentrionalis, 3664 nucleotides long. Its product is annotated as zinc finger protein 2. The transcript has 9 exons. Lineage: Eukaryota; Metazoa; Arthropoda; Insecta; Hymenoptera; Formicidae. Bases 1001 to 2776 code for a protein of 591 amino acids. The record is from RefSeq and is a predicted model, not a curated record. Gene Ontology annotation, cellular component: nucleus.
GCGUUCCGUGUCGCCCAUUGUUGUCCUCGUCGCGCGUAAUGGCCACCGUGAGCAUUCGUUAACGCGUCGUAAGGUACGCCAUAUCGCAUCCCGGCCUAUCCUGUACGACGGAUAACGCCGCGAGCCUCAUCCAGCCGCGAAACAUCGCGUACGACGGUUUUUAUGCGAUCGCCAUCGCCGCCGAACGAGGUGCGGACAAAGUGCGAGCGAGCGAGGUGAACGAGCGAGGAAGCGGGACAGAGCGGGCGAAAGGGAGCGACAAAGAGGAAACGACGUACGCGACGAAGAAGGAGCGGCAGCGGCCGCGCGUUUCGUACUCACAUUCGCCGCAACCGCCACCGCGCUGCUCUACGUAGCCGACCAUGAUUUGCGCGGGCCGACGUUGACAAGCGUGUGAUUCCGAAGGUGAUCGUUCGCGCGCGCUCAAACCGCGUGCUGGAGUAUAUCGAGCGCGUGGUUGGGCGAGCCAAGCCAAGCCAAACCAAGCCAAGCCAAGCCAAGCGGACCCGAGCCGAACCGAACCGAGACGAGCCGGACGAGUGAACGGAACACAGAACGUUGGCGGGUGAAACCAACACUAACAAGAUCAUCGCGAUUUCGGACGACGCAGCUCUAGCAUCGCGAAACUAUCGUUCCGAGGAAGCGUCUGUCGAAAUCGAACGCCAUUGAUUUCUCGCGCGCGGCUCCAACAGCGCGAUAAGAGCGUCGCGCGCGCGGCACGCAACACGGUGUGGCAAGAGCGGCGCUCUUUCCUCCCCCCUCCCCGACCAUUCUUCUCCCUCGUAGAUGCUGAACGUGAGCCGCAUCGUGUUCUUACGGCGACGUGCACGCCCGCGCGUAUCCGCGACGUCGCCUUCGUGGUGCCUGCCGCACGGCAGCUUGCGCCGCCACCGCCACCGCCGCCGUCAUGGCAACUAGAGGAUCAUCGGUUACCGCUCGGCAGCCGGACUAUUAACCCCGCGGUCCGUCGGACUAUUACACGGUCAAAGGCAAUACAUCAAUGGCCCUAGAAUCAAAUGGCAACAACGUGGUGUGGUUGAAUACAACCCGUCCUGAUCAAAUACAGCAGAGUCAACCAAUCGAGCAGCCAUUGAAGUGUUCCAUGUUUACUCAAACGGAGCAAACUAAUAGUUUUACCCAGACGGAACAGAGCAAUUCGAGUUACGGAGACCAGAGACAGCAGCAAACAGCAAUGUUUGACCCACAGCAGAUUCAGCAGCAAGCUGCUGCGCAGGGUCAGCAGACGCAGCAGCAGCAGCAGCAGCAGACUCAGCAGAUGUAUGUCACAUCGGAUAAGAAGGAGGACAAGUCUCAGCAGCAGCAACAGACGAGUACUACCGAGUUUCCUCCCUCCUUCUAUUACAACGUCAACAUGUUGCAAAAGGUUCAGACAAAUGCGGUGAGCACAAUCAGUGCAAUCACCGAUGACAAGGGUUGUUACCGUUUCGAUGUUCAACCUGUCGGUUAUAAUACAUUGCUAAACCAGAUGAGUAUUGCCGCUGCGACUGCAAAUGCAACGUUCAAGUGUGAGAUUUGUGGCUUGGUCUUUGGUCACAUGAGCCUGCUGCAGCAUCAUAAGCGGAUUCACACCUCAACACCCAGCAAUUUGCAGCAACAGCCGCAACAGAUUGUGGUACAAACGCCGACAACAGUGACUGUCGCCACUACACCAGAAAGACCGUACACUUGUGACGUUUGUGGAGCGUGUUUUGCAUUACCGGGAGAAUUAAAAAGUCACAAAACAAAUAUGCAUCAGAAACCAAAGGUGCAAAUUUGUGAAGAUUGUGGCAGUGAGGACCCAUGCGAACAUCAUCCAACUAAAGUUAAAAAGACUAUCAAACCUGGUCAUCAUCCUGUGAAACGAAGGGGUGUUACCAGUGUCACCAAAUGUCACAAGUGCAACGGCACGGGGAUUAUUUUUAUAGGUAAACACGACGAAAAACUAGAUUCCGGAAUCAGUUCCCUCGCAAAGUGUGGCGGCUGCAAGGCUACAGGCCGCAUCGUCAUAGGAAGUGGCAAGCAAAACAGUCAAAAUCAAGCGGAGAAACCAUUUCAUUGUAACGUUUGUGAUGGUACAUUUUCUCGAUAUUCUUCACUCUGGUCCCAUAAAAGACUUCAUUCAGGAGACAAACCAUUCAAAUGUGAAGUCUGCGGCUUAGCCUUUGCUAAGGCUGCUUAUUUAAAGAAUCAUGGAAGAGUUCAUACCGGUGAAAAACCGUUCAAGUGCAACGUUUGCGGCAUGCAAUUUUCGCAAAGUCCACACUUGAAGAAUCACGAACGAAUUCAUUCCGGUGAGCGACCCUAUCAAUGCGAGGUUUGCGAAAAAACGUUUGCCAGACAUUCAACGCUCUGGAAUCAUAGAAGAAUUCACACCGGCGAGAAGCCAUAUAGGUGUAAUAUCUGCGGUUCCGCCUUCAAUCAAGCCACACAUCUCAAGAACCAUGCAAAAGUCCAUACCGGUGAAAAACCGCAUAGGUGCGAUAUAUGCGAGAUUGGCUUUUCCGAUCGUUUUGCGCUGAAGCGUCACCGUGCGAUCCACGAGAAGUACGGCCAAACGGCACGAAACCAGAAUGCAAAUAACCCAGCAAACGCACAACAGGCCAAUGCGAGUAAUCAGCAGCAACAGUCGCAGCAGCAGCAACAGCCACAGCAGGCGCAGCAAGGCCAGGUUGUGGUCGUGAAUGCGACUACUCCUGUCACUGUCAGCCAAGGACAAGGCCAAGUUAUACUCGACGAGGUCUACAAGUGUCAGGUGGCCUUCCCAGAGCCUAAAUGAUUCAGCUAGAGAAUACCUUUCAGGAGUUGGUAAAGAGGUUAACUUUUUUAACCUUUUUUUUUUUAUAUUAAUCUCGAGAACGGCAAAAUCCAUGGAUAUAUAAUAUAAAAAGUAAUGGAUUUUACGCUGAAAAAGUCAAGUGAAUUCUGCACGAGUGACUGUGAACAGCGCAGCUCUUUUUUUUGUGUAUGUGCAGCCACUCAGAUUUUGUGGAAGAAUAUUUGGUGACUGUCGAUAGAUUGAAUUUAGAUAUGGAUAAAGAUUUCAAGGAAAAAAAAAACGAAAAAAAAUAUGGACGGAGAGACUCUGCGUGAAGUUUGUGCGAGUGAUAAAUUUCGGGGAAUGUAUCCUCGGAAAUUUAAUUCAUAAUAUACAAUUGGACGAUUUUCAACCGCCAACAUCAACGAAGUCUUUUUGUGAAGUAAUAGAGAAAUAUGUCUACCUUUAUAUUUUGCCAUUCGGAAAGGUGGAAAAAACAAUUAAACCGUAUCGCGGCAUACAUUUCGUAUAUAUUAGUUUUCUAAAAUAAAACGGAAAAUGUAAUUGUAAACGUAUCAUUCUUUCAUACAUGUAUAAUAAUCGUUAAUUUGUCCACGAGAACAAAAUUGCUAUACGUCUUGCCAUGAUUUCAUGAAUGGCAUUGUGCAAUAGUUCCGACAAAUUUUGCGAUUAGCCCGACAAAGUGUACUUUCGAAUGAUUGUAACAACGGAGGAUUGCAACAGCGUGUGUUUCGGUAAUGAAAAGCGCAAGUAUAAGGUAUCGAAUAUUUUACUCUUUUUUUUAACAAAUUUAAAUUAUAUUAUGAAAAAUGCCCAAACCUCGGCCCUUUCGAUUCUUCUCAACAUCAUCAUGAGGCUGGAUUGUGUGUUUCUCAAUGUUUAAAAUAU